AUGAAAGGGUUGAAGAAAUUGAGAGCUAAAACAACAUUGCACUGCCUCGACAAGUGUUUGUCAGCCACGAUCAACAACUUGAGAGGCAUCAACUACGUGGCAUCUGUGGCCUCUUGCUCCUGUGUCCCAAAAAUAACUGACGUCUGGUACAACGUCACCAACAGUGCCAAUCUUCCUGGAUGCGUUUCUUUCUGUGCACACGGCAAGUUUUCUAUCAAAAAGAGUUUCGACUACGUGGUAGAGAGCCACAAAUGUUUCAGCCUGCAGACGAGUUUGAACACGUGGUACAACUCGAGAACUCUCUGCAACAACCUCCUCUCCUCCCACCCUGUCGUUAUUGAAAGCUCCACUGAGAUUCGCGCCGUCCAACUCUACGCCCUCAGCGUUGAGAAAGAUUUCGUACCAUGCAUUCUGCCAGGGAAUGUCAACACAUUUUUCAUCUGGACGGCCUCCUCUGUAACCUACAACUACAGCGUAGCACGCCCUUCCUUUGGUCUCCAUACCCAGCAACAACUUUUUGCUUGUUUCUUCUUCCUCACUGUCAUGCUACUCCGACAAUCGCAGAACUGCUUACAGAUUCAACUUCAACACGACGUACAUGCAGCUCAAUACAAGAAGAUGGUGUAUUACAGGUGGUUGAGUGGAGAGCCGAACUCGCCAGCCAACUGCGUCUGCUUCACUCUGGAUGUCAGUUACUUCGGAUGGGAUGAUAACAGAUGUUCUAAAACCCUCUGCACUGAAAAUUAUUUGUUUAUAAUAAAUUUCCAAGAGGAGGCCUAUUUACUAAUAUACAACACUUUCUUAUGGGUUCAGGCCCGCCGACAGAAAUUUCGGGCCCCUAGGCUGGACUGUGACGGGCCCCCCGAUGACCGCGGAAGAUAA
This is a messenger RNA of Helobdella robusta, 882 nucleotides long. RefSeq lists its product as hypothetical. The transcript is spliced from 7 exons. Lineage: Eukaryota; Metazoa; Annelida; Clitellata; Rhynchobdellida; Glossiphoniidae. The coding region runs from base 1 to 882 and encodes 293 amino acids. The record is from RefSeq and is a predicted model, not a curated record.